AUGGCACAGACGUCUACCAUGCUGCAGCAGGCCAUCUCGGGCGCUGCCUUUGGUGCAGCGCUGACGCUUUCAGGGGUGUGGGUACCAUCGGUCGUCCUGGGCCAACUGAAGCUCGACGACUUUCGCAUGCUGCGCAUGUUUCUCACAGCCAGUGGCACGAGCAUACUCAUCUUUGGCCUCUUGUCCGGCAGAGGCCUGCCCAAAUCCUCCCCUCGCAGGCCUUCACCGAUCUCCGGAGUUCUUGGUAGCAGCGGCAAAUAUGCCGGCAACAUCAUCGGCGGACUGAUGCAGGGACUGGGCAUGGCGCUCGCCGGAGCCUGUGCCAGCACCGUCCUUGUACAGGCCGGCCUGGGCACUUACCCGGGCCUCUACACCAUCUCUGGCGCUGCGGCUGGCGGCUUCCUCUUUAUUCCCAUCAACAGUUGGAUUCAAAAGAGGAAUGCUGCUAUGAAAACUAAGACAAUGGGUUUCGACCAGAAAGAAAAGGCGGCGGAUCCUCCAAAGCUCACAAUCUAUGAACAAAUCGGCGUCAGCCGCUCGACAUGCAUACUGGCCAUGGAAGCUGCGCAGGUAGUUAUGAUCAGAGGCUUGGCCCUGCACAAGAACGGGAGCACCACUACUCAUGCUACUGACAAGGCUUUCAUUGAUCCGAUUGUGGGCGGACUGCUUGUGGGACUUGCGCAGACCAUCGCGCUCUCUGUGAGGGGGUCACCGCUCGGCGUGUCAAACGUGUUUGAGGAGAUGGGGAACAUUCUCUGGGCGGGCGUGGACGCUGUGACUUCACUCAGAGGAAUCAAUCAUCGUCAGCCGAGAAAGAAGCUGAGUGUCACCGGCCUGGCCUUUGCGGGUGGUAUGGUCCUUGCUGCUGCGGGGAUCACACGCUUUGUACUGCCUGCGUUCAAGGACCCUUCUACAAUAGCAGCGCUGGUGGACCGAGGGCGGCCGCGGUCGCUGGCCAAGAGUCCAACGGCACUACGGGCGAUGGUCGGCGGUGUUCUGAUCGGGCUGGGCUCAAGGAUAUCCGGAGGUUGUACUUCGGGCCACGGCAUAAGUGGGCUCGGCCUGCUCUCGACUUCGAGCUUGGUGACAACGACAUGCAUGUUUGGAGGGGGGAUCGUGUUUGCGCAGCUGCUGUAGAUUAAUCUCGUAGUCCAGUCUCUGCUUCAUGCCCAGAAGCUCGUCUCUUGUGGGCGACUUCUGGCAUUGGCAAUGGCAUGCGAGUUCCAAGCAUCCGUCU
This is a messenger RNA of Microdochium trichocladiopsis, 1237 nucleotides long. RefSeq lists its product as uncharacterized. The record is from RefSeq and is a predicted model, not a curated record. The coding region runs from base 1 to 1137 and encodes 378 amino acids. Gene Ontology annotation, cellular component: plasma membrane. NCBI's taxonomy places the organism in Eukaryota, Fungi, Ascomycota, Sordariomycetes, Xylariales, Microdochiaceae. The transcript has 2 exons.